Stegodyphus dumicola is the source of this 2192-nucleotide messenger RNA. RefSeq names its product zinc finger protein 431-like. The record is from RefSeq and is a predicted model, not a curated record. Lineage: Eukaryota; Metazoa; Arthropoda; Arachnida; Araneae; Eresidae.
CGCCAACCGCAUCCCAGCAGACGACAAUUUUUUUAAUACGUUAUGAUGGGAAUGACGUCGUUUGAGUGCAUAGAUCGUUAGUUACCUGAUAAAUAAUCAACGAAGCAAAUUUUGUUCUAAAUUAAUACGAUUUCUUCCGCUUUAGCAAAAUACAUUGCUUAUUGCUCGCGGUUUUAUGUUUGUUUAGCGGUUGUAUUCAAAUAACCAUUCUUCAAAAUCAGAAGUUCAUGUAAUCGUAAUAUAAUAUAUAUGAUAUAAAUUGAUAAAAACGCAUGUACUAAAUACAUCAAGCUAUUAUUUUCGAAGUGUACCAGAGGAUCAUGGCAUGCUUACAUUACGCAAAAGAUUAAACUGGUACGAUGUGUUACUUAUUUAUAAUUGCUUGUUUUUCCGCAAGAUAGCCACAGCUAGUGCGAAGCGAAGCGUGAAAAAAUUACUUUGCUCAAAAUUUCUACUAAGCCACCGAUUUACAUCCAUGCACAACGUGUGACAAAUCGCUUAAUAUCUAGGCUUUCAACUUACAUUUAGUUGUCUAGGCAAGAAAUAUGUCUAACAAAUCAUUCGUAAAAAGAAAUAUUUCAAGAGAGCUCAUGCAUAUCCACGCAGUAGCGAAACCUCAUGUGUGUGAGGUAUGUAAUCGAUCAUUUAAACUAAAAGGAACAUUAAACAGACAUAUGCGUAUUCACACGGCAGAGAAAUCUCACGUGUGUGAAGUAUGUAGCAAGUCUUUCAUACAAAAGGAUCAUUUAAGCAAACAUAUGCUUAUUCACACAAACGAGAAACCUCAUGUGUGUAAGUUAUGUAACAAGUCAUUCAGACUUAAGGGUCAUUUAAAUGAACAUGUGCUUCUUCACAUAGGAGACAAGCUAUAUGUAUGCGAGUUAUGUAAUAAAUCAUUUAGACAUAAGAGUGUUUUAAAUCAACAUGUGCUUAUUCAUACGGGAGAGAAACCUCAUGUAUGUGAGGUAUGUAACAAGCCAUUUAGACGAAAAGAUCAGUUAAGUAAGCAUGUGCUUCUUCAUACAGGAGAAAAGCCAUAUGUGUGUGAGGAAUGUAACAAAUCAUUUAGGCAUAAGAGUGCUUUAAAUAAACAUAUGUUUAUUCACACAGGAGAGAAACCUCAUGUGUGCGAGAUAUGUAGCAAAGCAUUUAUACGAAAGGAUCAUUUCAACAAACAUGUGCUUCUUCACACAGGGGAGAAACCUCAUGUGUGUGCGGUAUGUAACAAAACGUUUAGACUAAAGAGUAGUUUAAGCAAGCAUAUCCUUAUUCACACAGAAGAGAAACCUCAUGUGUGUGUGGUAUGUAGCAAAACAUUUAGACUAAAGUAUCAUUUAAACCAGCAUAUGCUUCUUCACACAGGAGAAAAACCUCAUGUGUGUAAGGUAUGUAAGAAAACAUUUAGACGAAAGAGUAAUUUAAGGAAGCAUAUGUUUCUUCAUGCAGGAGACAAAUUCGUAGGAUAGGCAGCAAAUUAUUUAGACAAAAAAAUGUGAUCUAAACAUGCAUAUGUUUAUCACAGUAGAAUGAAUAGCUUAUGUGUGUGAAGCAUGUACAUGUCAUUUACACAAUAAUAUGUAAUUUGAACAAGCAUAUGCAUGCUUAUUACAUAUAUAUUCCUUACAAGUCAUGCCUCACUUUCAAAACAAUGGUGCAAAUUAAAAUUUUGACAGAUUGAAGCCUAACAAUUUUUUUUAAUUCAGUAAUUAAUAAAGCCUAGUAAAAUGAUUCUCAUGAUAAUAUUGUUCUUGAGGAAAAUAAGAAACUAAUGAAGUUGUGCAUUUUAUCACCAUUUUGGUAAUUUUAAUGAUCCUAUUCUGUAAUUAUGCCCAACAGAUAUUUGCAAAACACAGCUGUCAUAGAAAUAUGAACUAUGACAGAUUAUUUGGAUGUAUUAUUUCAUGGUAGUCAUUGGGUAACUAAGAGACAGAUGUAAUAUUCCUUGUUUUAUAUGAUAAUUUUUAGUAUUUUAAUUUUUUUAUUAUAACCAUAAACUUUUCUGUAUAAGUUAUUUACAGUCUUGGAAGCCAAAUAUUUCUAAAGUCUGACUACUAUGUGUAUGGAUGAAGAAUUUCUGCAGAAUUAAUCCUGCCUUUAAUACUCAAAGUACUACAUAUAAGCGAGUAUACAAGCAUGUAAACUUAUUUGUACAAAGUGUAUGGUAGAACACAAAUAAAAAAUUGUCACCUGAA